AUGUCCAAGAAGAUCAUCACCGUGUUCGGCGCCACGGGCGCUCAGGGCGGUAGCGUCGUCAACAUCUUCCUCAACGACGCCAAGCUCAGCAAGGAUUGGCAGGUCCGCGGCGUCACCCGCGAUGCCACCAAGGACUCGUCCAAGGCUCUCGCAGCCAAGGGCGUCGAGGUUGUCGCUGCCGACCUCGGUGACAAGGCUUCGCUGGCUGCCGCUGUCAAGGGCGCUUCGGCCGUCUUCGCCGUGACCAACUACUGGGACAAGAUGGACAAGGAGCUGGAGAUUCAGCAGGGCAAGAACAUUGCAGAUGUGGCUCUGGAGGCUGGCGUCGAGCAUUUCAUCUUCAGCUCUCUCCUCGACGUCAACAAGCUAUCCAAGGGCGCCCUCCCCGACGUGUACCACUUUGACAGCAAGGCCGCCGUUGAAGAGUACAUCCGCACGACCUCCCUCCCCGCAACCUUCUUCCUCCCGGGCUUCUACAUGGCCAACCUCCCCGGCGGCAUGUUCCGCCAGACGCCCCCCGACAACGCCUGGGGCCUCAGCCUCCCCGUGCCCGCCAGCGCGCCCAUCCCGUUGUUUGACGCGGCAGCCGACACGGGUAAGUUUGUAAAGGGCAUCGUGCUGCACCGCGAAAAGGUGCUCGGCAAGCGGGUGUACGCGGCGACGAGCUACGUCACGGCGGGCGAGGCGGUUGAGACGUUCAAGAAGGUGUAUCCGGAGGCGGGCAAGACGGCGCGGUUCAACGAGCUCACGCACGAGCAGUUCAAGGGCGCGCUCAAGGGCCAGGGGAUGCCGGAUUUCGUGGCCGAGGAGAUGUUGCAGAACAUGAGGCUGCUCGACGAGUUUGGGUACUAUGGUGGGGAGAAGCUGGACGAGUCGCAUGCAAUUGUCGAGGAUACGUUGACAACGUGGGAGGAGCAUGUGAAGAAUGCCAAGGCCUUUUCUGGAUUGGCGUAG
Messenger RNA from Colletotrichum acutatum, 954 nucleotides. Its product is annotated as NmrA-like family protein. Bases 1 to 954 code for a protein of 317 amino acids. The record is from RefSeq and is a predicted model, not a curated record. Lineage: Eukaryota; Fungi; Ascomycota; Sordariomycetes; Glomerellales; Glomerellaceae. The transcript is spliced from 3 exons. Gene Ontology annotation, cellular component: nucleus.